AAAAAACAGUUGGUAGCGACGAAAUGACAAUUGACACGGCGGUUUUCCAGAUAGCUGCGAUAGCGAUAUCUCCCACUUCAAUAGUGAUCAUGAAAACGUCAUUGUAGAAAAAGUGGCAUUUUCCAGGCGUUGAACCACAUCGAACGAAAAAUUUAGAAACACAAUUACAAAUAAAUAUGGAGUUUACGAUGCGACUGAGAAAGAUCCCCUCGCGGACGAAAACUGACGAAAUUUUAGCAACCAGUAACAAAAGUUCGAAGAAACGGAAAAAAAAUUCAAGUUUUGUAUGUCGAAGAUGCUGCAGCGCAUUCCAGAUGAGCGUUUUCGAUUUCCCGCCCGUUUGGUCCGAAUUGCGCAAGAAAUCCCAGCUGUGCGACGGCUUGGUCAGGUGCGAAGAUGGCACCGAGUUCAAGAUACACAGGGCCAUCCUGGCGGCCGUCAGUCCGUACUUUAAGGCCUUAUUCACCAAUUCUAUCAAUAGAGAUCAAAAGGAGGCGAACGAAGCCAGGAUCAGCAUACCGGCGGAUAUAUUCCAAACGCUACUAGAUUACGCGUAUACAGGGUCGUGCGGCGUAACGAAAACUAACGUCAAAGAUUUAUUGAAAUACGCCGAUCAAUAUCAAAUAUUGGACGUUGUACAGCUUUGCUGUAAUUUCCUCAUGACCGAACUGAGCCCGGCCAAUUGUUUAGAGAUACUGAAAUUCGCCAGCCAGUAUUUUUGCAAAGAGCUAAUCGAUAAGGGAAAGCUGUACAUCAGGCAUAAUUUUUCUAGAUUGUUAAAAGACAGUUACGAGUUUUACAACAUCCCUGCUCAUCAUUUGGAAGAAAUUUUACAAGACGACGAAUUAAAUAUAAAAAGCGAAGAGACCGUAUUGGACGCCGUAAAAAUAUGGAUAUCGUAUUCCCCGGUUAAAAGAAAAAUCCAUUUGUUCAAUCUCAUUAAAUGCAUUAGAUUGGGUACGUUGACAUACGACAGCGUGGCCGAGAUAUCCAAAUGGCCGUUGAUAAUAGAAAAUCCCGAAUGCAAGGAGUAUCUGCAGGACGUGCUCGCCGUGUUGGGCGGGUUAAAUCAAGACGACGACGUCGAUAUAGUGCACGAUUACAUGUUCAGGCCUCGGAUACCGUUCUCGGUUGUAUUCGCGAUAGGAGGAUGGAGCGCUGGCAGCCCAACCAAUUUCAUGGAAACCUACGACAGCAGGGCCGAUAAAUGGUUGUUUAGCUGCGACACGGACUCCUCGCCGAGGGCCUACCACGGGCUGUGCAACUUGAACGGAAUCAUUUACAUGAUAGGAGGUUUCGACGGGAACGAGUACUUUAACACGAUGAAGUGCUUCGAUCCGGUGCAGCACAAGUGGAGCGAACGAUCCUGCAUGUACUAUCCGAGGUGCUACGUUAGCGUGGUGGUGCACCGAGGGAAGAUAUACGCGAUGGGCGGCUACAACGGCAGGACGCGGAUGAAUUCCGCCGAGAAAUAUGAUCCGGAGAGGAACCAAUGGGAACUUAUACCGUCUAUGCAGAAGCAAAGGUCCGACGCCAGCGCUGCUACCGUUCAGGACAAGAUUUAUAUAGUUGGAGGUUUCAACGGACAAGAAGUGAUGAAUUCAACGGAAGUGUACGACACGACUACGAGACAAUGGUCGUUUAUAUCGCAAAUGACUUCGGCCCGAUCGGGAGUGUCUUUGGUUUCCUUCAAUAACACUUUGUACGCCAUCGGCGGUUUCAAUGGGUACACGCGGCUGGCCAGCGGCGAGAAAUACACGCCCGACGUUUCGGACGGCUGGUCGCCCAUCGCCGAUAUGCUAACGCCGAGAAGCAACUUCGCGACCGUCCUCUUGGACGAUUACAUAUUCGUGAUUGGAGGAUUCAAUGACAGAUUUGUGUCAGGUUCGACGACGAUCAACUACGUGGAGUACUACGACGCCGAGUCGAACGAAUGGUACGACGCGGCUUCGAUGAACGUGAGCCGGUCGGCGUUGAGCGCGUGCGUGGUGCACGGAUUGCCCAACGUGAAGGAGUACACCUUUCUGCGGACGGGCAUCUCCUCGUUGGGACCGGAGGCGGACGGCGGGAACAAGGGGUGAAUAGCGGCUAAUACGUGUGUCAUUCAUUUCAACUUCGAUUUGUGUGUGUAUGUGUGUGUGGUCUACGCCUUUUUAUCUAUACACGUUUUUUACUGGUUUAUUUCGUGCUGAAGAAUUUUUGUCAUUGUUGACAAUAAAGUAAUUUGAAGUUGGGUGUGA
Molecule: messenger RNA, 2240 nt
Organism: Phyllotreta striolata
Lineage: Eukaryota; Metazoa; Arthropoda; Insecta; Coleoptera; Chrysomelidae
Source: the annotation of a GenBank genome assembly